Messenger RNA from Zygotorulaspora mrakii, 717 nucleotides. RefSeq lists its product as uncharacterized. The coding region runs from base 1 to 717 and encodes 238 amino acids. The transcript has a single exon. NCBI's taxonomy places the organism in Eukaryota, Fungi, Ascomycota, Saccharomycetes, Saccharomycetales, Saccharomycetaceae. The record is from RefSeq and is a predicted model, not a curated record.
AUGACAAAAAAGCUCUCUCCGAAGCAGUUUUUCGCAGAUUGCAGCCUUAUUCAUAACAAUAAUUACGAUUACACAAACUCCGUCUAUAAUGGAAGCCAGAGUCCAUUCACGUAUAUGUGUCCGAAGCAUGGGUUCAAAGUCCAAAUAGCCAACAGUCAUCGUUUGGGUUUCGGUUGCAUGGAUUGUGGAAGGGACAGGAGUGCCCAAAGACGAACACUAGGAACAUCACAAUUUGUCAUGCUCUCAAAACUUGGCCAAAAAUCUGACUAUGAUUAUUCUGAGUCUAACUAUACUCAUUCGCACGGAAGAGUGAAAAUAAAGUGUAGAACUCAUGGAGACUUUUAUCAAAUUGCAAGCUGCCAUUUACGUGGCUCCGGAUGUCAGAAAUGCUAUUACACAUCAAAGCUCGAGCCCAAACUGUGUUUGAAGAGUAGCAGUAAGAAACAAAAUGGAAUAUGUGAUAAGCGUGAGUGCUCAAGCAAAAUCGAAUGUACUACUGACCAAAGGAACAAAUUUGUUUUUGUGAUGAAUUUUGAGCCAAAAAUGAAUCAUCGUUCAUGCUACUCGAUUACAAAAUUGAAGAAAAUGAAAAAUGUGAAGAAGUAUGAUAUUAUUAUUGUAAAAUUCUUUCAAAAUGAAAAAGUUGGACGCCUAAAGGAGCAUUACGUUCAAUUUGAAGAUAUUAAUGUAUGUACAAAAUUGAAAUUGCGCAAAUAA